Molecule: messenger RNA, 381 nt
Organism: Glarea lozoyensis ATCC 20868
Lineage: Eukaryota; Fungi; Ascomycota; Leotiomycetes; Helotiales; Helotiaceae
Exons: 3
Coding region: 1-381 (126 amino acids)
Source: RefSeq, a predicted model, not a curated record
AUGCUUCUACCAAUCCGGUCACCUAGUACUAUGAAGUGUCAAGUCCUCGGCUCUACUGGAGGCUGCUUGGACAAGUGCUUUUUCGAUUUCAGCAAACAAGCCGAGUGUGAUUCGCAAGGCAUACUCGCAGGAGACCUCCGAGGUGAUGAGGCUAUCCGUUCGACGAGACUCAAUUGGAUAAUGGUGUUGUCACCUGGACAAUCGUAUUAUGUCGGCGGUUACGCAAAAACUGAAAUUCGAACUGAUCGUUGGGGGUCCAGCCACACUACUUCUGAGUGCUUUUGUUUCUUUCCUAAGCCACAAGUCCAUUCCCACGCCGCCCGUGUAGAACUAAGUCCAUCCGAUGCGGCUCCUAUCGGCAAUAAUUCACUUGGCCGAUGA